Messenger RNA from Zootoca vivipara (common lizard), 8747 nucleotides. RefSeq names its product pleckstrin homology, MyTH4 and FERM domain containing H2 (gene PLEKHH2). Gene Ontology annotation, molecular function: actin binding. The record is from RefSeq and is a predicted model, not a curated record. Gene Ontology annotation, biological process: negative regulation of actin filament depolymerization. Gene Ontology annotation, cellular component: cytoskeleton; cytoplasm. NCBI's taxonomy places the organism in Eukaryota, Metazoa, Chordata, Lepidosauria, Squamata, Lacertidae.
CGGCUGCGCGCGUGGCGCAGAGCUGCGCGUCGGAAAAAGCCCUUUCGCUCAAGUAAAGCGGGGGAUGCAGGCAGGGAGGCAGGCCGACUGAGGCGUCCCGCCCUCGGCCUCUCGUGGGCAAGAGUCCCGCAGAGACACGGCGGCCUCCCUCAAACCCGCUCCGCUUGCUUCCCUCAGCCCACCCACCCCCCACCACGUUGGGGUGGUUCCUGCCCAACUCCUUGCCCCCUCGGCCCCAAGUAACAGCCACCCCGGACCGUUGCGGAGAGGCUGCCAAGCGAUCCCAAGCCCCGCCUUCCACGCCCGCUGAAUGGCCGGCGCGGCUGCCGCUCAGCCCAGGCCCCUUGCCGCCUGCCGGCCUCCCACGGACCGCGGGGAUGGUGCUGGUGGGACGGGCGCUGAGGGAGCCUUUGGAACCGAGGCGGCGGCGGCGGCGCUGCUGCUGCUUGUGAGGGACGCUUGAGAGACUUCGUUGAGGAGGCGGAGGCCGCCCGUCCUCAGCAUAAAUAUGGCAGAGUUGCUAGAGUUUGAGGGAGCUAUAAACUGGAAAGAAAGAUGCAUAGCUCUAGAAUCCCAGCUGAUGAAAUUUCGCCUCCAAGCAAGCAAAAUUAGAGAGUUGUUAGCAGACAAGAUGCAGCAGCUUGAAAAGCAAGUGAUUGAUGCAGAUCGACAAGCAGAAAAAGCUUUUCAGCAGGUGCAAAUUAUGGAGGAGAAACUAAAAGCUGCUAAUGUCCAAACCAGUGAGUCAGAGACAAGACUAUAUAAGAGAUGUCAAGAUCUGGAGAUACUGGUGCAGGAGAAAGAUGACAUUAUACAUAAUUUGGAAGAGCAGCUUGCAGAACAGAAUCAAAUAAGAAUACAAGAGGCAAAAAUUAUAGAAGAAAAAGCUGCUAAGAUAAAAGAAUGGGUGACUGUCAAGCUCCAUGAGCUAGAAGUGGAAAAUCAGAACCUUCGCAUGUUAAAUCAAAACCACACUGAAGAGAUGAGGAUAUUGCAGACUAAAUUGCAAGAACUUCAGGGGAAGAAAUCUGUUCCUUCAGCACAAAAGCCUGGAGAAGGCCAACGACUGAGCAGUUUGACUUUCGGAUGCUUCUUGAACCGAGCAAGAAGUCCUCAGCAAGUUCCUAAGCCUGACGAUACAAGCAGCUCCUCAUCAAAGCAAGCUGAACUAAGUGAAGGCAAUAGCAAUCUAGAGAAAGAAGUCCAGGAAACAUCUCUUCUUGGCCAAAUGUAUGGGAGUAAUAGAGUUCUGAAACCUCUACAACAUAGCUCUUGUAUGCCAGAACAAAGGCAAGCAGUAAAGUCAAAAGACCUAGAUAGUAAUGUAUCAAAGAACUCCUGCAUUACAGUAAGUGACUGGAGCUCUGAUGAGGAGGAAGGAGGAAAAGGAAGAUCAAAAUCUAGGUGCGUAUCCACUGUUUCAAGUCACACAUCUGAAGAAGGCACAGGCUAUAGCAGAAUUGGAAGUGAAAUGUAUUUGACAGCAUCAGAUGACAGCAGUUCUUUUUUGGAAGAAGAGAGCUUCCAAGCUCAGGGAAACAUAUGCAAAAAACUAUAUUCUUGGCAACAAGGGUCUCCAUGGAAAAACCAGAACCAUCUAGUUGGAAAGAGCAACUUGGAAUCCUUCAGUGAAAAGAAGGAUCAUGAUAGCUUUUCAGAUGAACUGAAUAAGAGGUUUCAGUCCCACAGGCUAGAUUAUUCAUCCUCUUCCAGUGAGGCAAAUACUCCAAGUCCAAUUCUAACGCCAGCUCUAGCUCCUAAGCAUCCAGCACUGAUGCUGGCAGCAGGCGCUGUGUCUGGCAGACAACUUGAUUCUCCAUCUAAUCUGCCGCCUCCAAAACUGAGGACUCCUAGCAUCUUUACUUUCAGUGCAGCAUUGGCAAAAAAACAUUUCAGCCAGCCUCCUCUAUGUUCGGACAAAAUGUUUGGCAGAAACAGAAAUGCUAUAAGCAUGAUACGUCCUUUUAAGCCUCAGGAGACAGACAUAGAUCAAGUGGAUGGGGAAAGUACAGAAGUUUUGGAGAAGAUGGAGAUUAGUUGCAAUGAGGAAUUGUUUACCUAUGACUCCUGCGAGACUCAUUGUGUAGAAGCCUUGGACUCUAAUGAUGCAAGGAAAACUACAAGCAGCAAGCCACCUACUCCUCCACUGCAUCGAUUCCCCUCUUGGGAAAGCAGAAUUUAUGCUGUAGCCAAGUCAGGCUUACGCUUUUCUGAGGCCUUCAACACGGACUCUUUCAAUAAAAGUUCCACCUCUUCAGCUUCAUAUUCCUCAUCAGGACUUUACACAUCGCUAAUCUACAAGAAUGUGACUACACCAGUCUAUACCACUCUUAAAGGGAAAGCAACACAAAUCAGCAACAACCCUUUCUUGGAUGACUCUUCUGGGUCUGAAGAAGAAGACAGUUCCCGAUCCAGUUCACGGACAUCUGAAUCAGACUCUCGAAGCAGAAGUGGCCCAGGUAGUCCACGGGCUAUGAAACGAGGGGUCUCUCUGUCUUCAAUGACCUCAGAAGGCGACUAUGCUAUUCCUCCUGAUGCCUACUCAACAGAUACAGAUUAUUCAGAACCUGAACAGAAAUUGCCUAAAACCUGCUCAUCAUCUAGUGAUAAUGGGAAAAAUGAGCCAUUGGAAAAAUCAGGAUAUUUGUUGAAAAUGGGUGGUAAAGUAAAGACUUGGAAACGACGGUGGUUUGUACUCAAAGGAGGUGAAUUGCUGUACUACAAAUCUCCGAGUGAUGUAAUACGUAAACCCCAAGGUCAGAUUGAACUAAAUGCAUCCAGCCGUAUUGUAAGAGGUGAUGGAAAGCAAACAGUCCAGCUGACCACUGAAAAACGAACCUAUUACUUGACUGCAGAUUCCCCAAACAUAUUAGAAGAAUGGAUCAAAGUUCUGCAGAAUGUUCUUAAAGUACAGGCUGCAAGUCCACUUUUCAUUCAACCAGAUGUCAAACCUGCCAUGAAAGGCUUGCUUACCAAGGUGAAACAUGGAUAUUCGAAGAGAGUGUGGUGUAUGCUGGUUGGAAAAACUUUGUAUUAUUUCCGCAGCCAAGAAGACAAGUUUCCUUUAGGCCAGAUAAAACUUUGGGAGGCUAAAGUUGAAGAAGUUGACCGGUCCUGUGAUUCAGAUGAAGAUUAUGAGGCCAGUGGCCGUAGCCUAUUAUCAACACACUAUACAAUCGUCAUCCACCCUAAAGAACAAGGUCCCACUUACCUUCUUAUAGGAUCCAAGCAUGAGAAGGACACUUGGCUCUAUCAUUUGACAGUUGCUGCUGGAAGCACAAAUAUAAAUGUUGGGACAGAGUUUGAACAGCUUGUCUGCAAGUUGUUAAAUAUCGAAGGUGAACCCACUUCCCAGAUCUGGAGGCACCCUGCACUUUGUCACAGCAAAGAUGGGAUUUCUUCCCCUCUUACAACCCUUCCAUCUGAAGCAUUGCAAACAGAAGCUUUAAAAUUAUUUAAGACUUGCCAGUUGUUUAUAAAUGCUGCAGUGGACUCUCCUGCCAUUGACUACCAUGUAUCUUUGGCCCAAAGUGCUUUACAAGUCUGUCUCACACAUCCAGAGCUUCAAAAUGAAAUCUGUUGCCAGUUGGUUAAGCAGACAAGAAGGCGGCAGCCCCCAAAUCAGAUAGGACCAGUGCAGGCCUGGCAGCUUUUAGCACUCUGCAUUGGACUCUUCCUUCCACAGCACCCAUUCCUUUGGCUCAUCAAACUUCACUUGAAGAAGAAUGCAGAUUCCAGAACUGAAUUUGGAAAAUACGCAAUUUACUGUCAACGAUGUGUGGAAAGGACACAACAGAAUGGUGACAGGGAAGCCAGACCAUCAAGAAUGGAAAUUCUUUCUACACUUCUAAGAAAUCCCUAUCAUCAUUCCUUACCUUUUAGUAUUCCAGUGCAUUUCAUGAAUGGCAUAUACCAGGUUGUUGGCUUUGAUGCUUCUACCACAGUGGAAGAAUUUCUAAACACACUCAAUCAAGACACAGGAAUGAGAAAACCAGCCCAGUCGGGUUUUGCUUUGUUUACUGAUGAUCCUUCUGGCAAAGAUGUAGAACACUGUCUUCAAGGAAACAUCAAGAUCUGUGACAUCAUUUCUCGAUGGGAGCAGGCAUCUAAAGAGCAGCAGCCUGGGAAAUGUGAAGGCACAAGAACAGUGAGACUGACUUACAAAAACAGGCUGUAUUUUUCAGUUCAAAUACGUGGGGAGACAGAAAGGGAAAAGCUGCUGUUGAUGUAUCAGACAAACGAUCAAAUUGUAAAUGGGCUUUUCCCUGUAAACAAAGAGCUGGCACUAGAACUGGCAGCACUUAUGGCACAGGUGGAGAUUGGGGACUUUGAACGACCUUUCUCAACUCCAACAGGGCAAAUCACUUCCCAGUCGAAAUCUAAUCAAACUUUAAAGCAAGUUGUGGAAAAGUUUUACCCCAAAAGAUAUAGGGAUGGUUGUUCAGAAGAACAAUUGAGACAGCUUUGUCAGCGACUGUCAACAAAAUGGAUGGCUCUCCGUGGUCACAGUGCUGCAGACUGUGUGCGCAUUUACCUUGCUGUUGCUCGAAAGUGGCCUUUCUUUGGUGCCAAAUUAUUUGCAGCAAAACCUCUGAUAAUAUCAACAUUGGAGAGUUCUUUGAUAUGGCUUGCUGUUUAUGAAGAUGGCAUAAACAUUCUUGAAUACAGCUCUAUGAGGUUAAUAGUGACAUAUUUAUAUAAGAACCUAAUGACAUUUGGAGGCUAUCAAGAUGACUUCAUGCUGGUGGUCAACAAUGUGCACACACAAGAAAAGCAAACUGAAAAGUUGCUGUUUGCUAUGGCCAAACCAAAGAUUCUUGAGAUUACACUACUGAUUGCUAGUUAUAUUAACAAUUUCCAUCAGCAAAAGGGAGCUGCUAACCACCUUUCUGCUCCAGCGACACUGUCUCCACAGGCAGAAAAACAGAAAACUAAAGACAUAGGGUGUCAUCCAUUUAUGUUGAAGAACAGACCAACCAAAGGACCUACCUUGUUAUGAAAAAAUCAUGUGCCUGUGAAAAUGCAUACUAGCUGAAUGUUUAUGUAUUUUGGGUACAACAUUGGAAAUGGGAAGUCUGACUGAAGUUGGAUGAAAUACUAGUGGUGCUUACCAUGAGCCAAUUCUGCUCCCAUGCAUGACCUCCUUUUUCUCAAUUACUCCAGAGGCACCCAAAGUAUUAGGAAAACCAGACAUAUGGACACAAGCAUUAUAUUUGUCUGCCUGGAUAGGCAGAAGAAACACUGUGAACCUGGUUAAUAAUUAGUAGUUAGAAGUGCAGUGCUUUGAAUACCAAUAGUUUCAUACAUGGUCCUUUUCAGUUUUCUUAACUUGUUCCUGGAAUGAAAACAUCUAAAGCAAACUUCUAAUUAAGCUGUGUGUCAAUUCUGGAAAGAUAACGUAUCAGAUGACAACAGCUACUGUUUGGGGUUAAUAUUGUUCCCAUCAAAGCAUUCCGAAAAGACAUUCCAUAGGCAUUAGAUUUGUGAAAGGUAUUUCUUUUUUUAAUGACAUUUGCUCUUAAAACUGCAAUUGCAGGAGUUCUGCUUAAAAAAAUCAGUUUCAAGGAGGAGAGUGGUAGCAUGUUGAAUCUGAAUGAUGUGCUUUGGGGCCAGAAUGUACCAAGAGAACAAAGGAUAAUUCAGACUGCCUAGUGUGAGGGCAAUUCUUUGACAUUAUUUUUUUAAAAAAAACACACAACAUUAACUUUCAGCUCCAUUAUACGUAAGGAACAGUAGACUUCACACUCCACCUGAAAGUCAUUGAAUGAUAAGUAAUCAAAUGCUGAGGUAUGUAGUGAUGUGCUUUUACAUGUAAAUUGGGUCUAAGUGACACUGCUCAACUUGAAAACUUGCUUAGUGUUUAAAAAGCCUGAUAUCCAGUCUCUAUUUUCAGAUAGAUCUCCCUUCUUUACCUUUUCCAUCAGCUUUCCUUACCUUGUACAGUUGCACCUUGGAAGUCAAACGGAAUCCAUUCCGGAAGUCCAUUCAACUUCCAAAAUGUUCGGAAACCAAAGCGCGGCUUCUGAUAGGCUGCAGGAAGCUCCUGCAGCCAGUUGGAAGCCACGGAAGCCCUUUCGGACAUUUGGGUUCCAAAGAACGUUCGCAAACUGGAACACUCACUUCCAGGUUUGCAGCGUUCAGGAGCCAAAACAUCCGAGUACCUAGGCGUUCUGGAUCCAAGGUACAACUGUACUGUAAAUCUGGUCUCUUAAAUUGGAAGUUUAAAUUGGAAUCCAAGGAGCUUUUCAUUUAUUUAUGUACAAUGACUUGUAGUCACUGUAGAGUAUGAGUAUUGUGUUUGAGCUGAUGCAGAGUAUUGUCAUCAUUGUACACAUGCAGAUUAUCAUUUGAUGCUGAACUCAAGUGAUGGGUAUGUGUGCAUGAACUCUACUUUUAUUUAGCUGUGUAAGAGCAAUACGAAGACAGGAGUGCCUGGCGUGCUGUGGUCCAUGGGGUCAUGAAGAGUCGGACACGACUAAAUGACUAAACAACAACAACAAAGAGCAAUACAGUACUGUUGUUUAAACAAAAGACACAUCUGUCUGGUCAGUUCCUAGUAUUUGGCAAAGAAAAGAAGAGAGUAAUCAUUGGUGCUUUAAAUCACUGCUUUAUAUCGUCAGAGUAAUCUACAGAUCGUAUCAUUCAGGCAAUAUUUAUAAUUUCCUUUGAUAACUAGAAUUAGUGACAAAGCCCCCCCCCCCUUUGAGAAUAUAAACUUUUAAUGAAAUGUACAUAUGAAGUCUCUGCUUUUUAAUGAGUUGAAGGACAUAUUGGGCCUUUUCUCCUUUUAAAGGGUCGUAGAUAAGGUUUUUUUUAAAAAAGAAUGUUUUACAAUAUGGACAGGAUCAGGCAAUGUAAUAGGUACUAAAAACAAAAAAAAGCUUCAGCCAACUAAGAGAGAGCCAGACCUAACUAAUGUACCCCUAACUAAUCAUCUACCCUGUAAUUGCAGAUCCAGUCUGCCAUCUAAUACAAGAUAGCGAAAAAGACAAACACGGGAAUAUAAUGAGCACAGAAAGAGUAUACACCGUGAAAGAUCCCUAAAAUGAGAUAUCUAGAAUUAAAGUGAAUAAUAUAGUGACGAUUAACUAAUGUAUAACCAUAAUUAAAUACUCAAAGAAACAUAAAUAACUCAAAAAACAAACAAAAAAACCCUUUAAAUAACCCAAAGAAACCUUAACGAGUUGCUGGCUAAAAAUCUUGUUUCACUGUAAAUGAUCUAUCAGUUUCCUCAGAAGGAAAAAUACACUUAUUGCAUUCGUAAAAACUCAAGGUCACUUGUCAACAAUUCAAAAUAAGAACUUUAAGGAAAACUGAAAGCUCCCAGGCAGUAAGGGGUAAGUUACCCAAAAUAAAAAGUCCACGUUUUGCUUAAAUCCAAAGUUAAAAAACCUAUAAGAAGAUUCGAAGCCAAGCUAUCAUAGUUUGUGGAAAAGAUUCAGCAAAGGGCUAUGUAAGCUCUCAUAGUCUCUUCACUUUAAUUCUAUAUAUCUCGUUUUAGGGAUCUUUCACAGUGUAGACUCUUUCUGUGCCAUCUAAUACACACAACUUGGGAAUACUGUAGUUAUGCAUAAGGUUGUACCGUUAACCUCCCUGUUCACUUUCUCACUUGUUCAUUAUAAGCCUUUUAAGCUAAAGGGGUGGGGCAGAGAUGACACUCAUAUUUCUUAGCCCCCCCCCCAUUAAAAAAACCCCGUUACUAUACUUGUACAAAACAAUAAAUACUUUUAAAGCUAACCGUUCUAUAUUUUUAUGGAAGGGUUGGGGUUAAAAUACAUUUGCCUCCGCAUCUGCAGGCUCUUCAAUCUCCGAAAUAAACUGAAAGUUUUAUUUAGUAACUGCAAACUAUGAGGUGCUAGUUAAGUUGCUAAAAGUGGUAGAAAGGUUAGAGCAUUUUUCGAUGUAGCCUGCCACCACUGGCAGACCCGUGUGUCAUUUUGUUUUAAUCUGGAAAAUGAAAAUGACACGUCAGAAACCAUGUUAUAUUUAAUUUUAAAAUAUCUAUGUAUAUUCAUGGUUUUUAUCCUACAUAUAAAAUUCUACAUUAGUCGUCAUGUUUGUUGCUUCUCUCAGCACAUGUUAGUAGCAGCCCCCUUAUGUUUCAGUUUUAAAUUAUCGGAGGAAAUUGUUGUAUCAUACAUGACCUCAAUCACUCUGAUCCAGCAGAGGAGAUAUGCACACAUAAGCUGGCUUCUGUGUGCAUACCAUGUGCUGGAUACCAGCAGCAUCAACUUGAUGCACAUUGGGGUGAUCAAUCUGCUUGUGCCGGUCUACUGCAUUGAUUUCAGUAGGAUACACAUGCAUCUCUGCAUUCUUGUACAGCUAGUUUCACAUACAUUUUUUCUCAUGUAACUAGAGCUAGAUUGAGAGAUCUUUAUCAGUGAUUGGUACAGGAGAACCAUUUCUGUAGAGAUGUUUAAACUGUAUGGGUUCCAAUUUAUGUGAUGCACAAAUAAUGAAUUGCUGAAAAAUAACUGCGGUUUGUUAAAUUACGUGUAGUAAAGAAAUAUUGGAACAGAACAGGUACUGAAAGCGAAAAAUAAUAAUUAUAAAACAUUAAUUUAUGUGUAAGAGUAUUUGUAUUUAUUUUGUGGAUAUUUAGCUUUUAAUGCAUAAGGUAUUUUUAUAUGAAUGUAAACCACCUAACAAAUAAAGGCAUUGUCAAGGAAAUCUGUAGUAUUUUAUGAUUGCAGAAUUCAAUUUAUCUGAAAAGGUAUCGUACUUUACAGUCAGUUGGAGGAUGGAUU